Wasmannia auropunctata (little fire ant) is the source of this 679-nucleotide messenger RNA. Its product is annotated as F-box only protein 42-like. Lineage: Eukaryota; Metazoa; Arthropoda; Insecta; Hymenoptera; Formicidae. Gene Ontology annotation, molecular function: protein binding. The coding region runs from base 344 to 679 and encodes 111 amino acids. The transcript has 3 exons. The record is from RefSeq and is a predicted model, not a curated record.
UUCACUCUAAACUAAGCAUGACAGUCGAUGGAAAAGCAGUGCAACAAAGAGCCAUUUUUGAGCAUAUUCCUCUCUUUCUCUUCCAAUUUCGAUUACACGCACUUAUCUAAUAAAUUUAUUUUGAAAUCUUGCGAAAUCGUCAGAAUUGUUACAUACACGACUAAGAAAAGACGUGCACGCUCGUCGAGUAAAAGAAAUGCGGCGAUGCCUUCGUGAAAAAAUGUACUUUUUAAAAACAAACUUUUUUUUUAUCAUGCGGAAAUGAUAUCUCGAGCCUAAAAAAUUUCGCACAAAGUACAACCCAAUUUUUGUGGUGCGCUCGUAAUUUGUUGCUCGCCGCAAAAUGCAAUGUAAAAUCAACGACCUGCCCGACGAAUUGCUGGAGUAUAUCCUAAGCCUGAUACCACCUUACAAAGAUCUCCAGGAGUGUAGGCUUGUCUGUAAAAGAUGGUACCGCGCUACCAAAAAUGUGGUAGAACACAAUGAAGCACAUUUUCAAAAGUCUGUCGCUUUUGGAUCUUUGCUGUGGGAUUCCCUAUCUAGUUACGUCUCCUUAUUCUUACUUCAUGCCCUUCCACCAUGGUUGAAAGGCAUUAACUACGGAUUCGUGUGGGAUUCAGUUCAUUCGGUGUGUGAGCCACGGACUGAGGAAGACGUUUUUCUGGCCGAGAGAUUCUAG